CCACAACACAUCAGCAAUGGUGGAUGUAAAGGUGGCAUGGCCGCAAAGGAAUUCAGCGCAUAUCACAACCAACGACCUUGGAUGGUACGACGCCCUAUUCGUGUUCGAUCGCGAACCAACACUCCCGCUCCUCUGAGGAUCACGACGGAGAUAUCUGAAGACACCAAGUUGAAACCCAUCCCUGUUCACAACAUGGGAAUUAUCUCUCCCGCGGCGUCCACUCCAGCCAUACCUCCUGCUGUACCAGAAGAUUCCGGCGAAACGACGGGCAGAGAGGUUACCGACGAGUUGGCCGCCAAGGAAAUCGACGCAAGCGAGCUGCCUUUACCUGCAUCUCCGCCAAUCGAUUGUCGGUUUACGGAUUUCUCGAACCUGCUGGGCAUCAACGUUCAUCCUCCACCAGAGGAUGAGGCUGUUGCAAUGCCUCACGACGAGCCUGCAUCAUAUUGCCAUGCCACACCUGAUGAGGAUCUCUAUGGAUGGGAUGCCGAGCUUGAGCGGCAAAGCCAGCAGAGCAGCCCAGUCUUGCCGUACUCGUGCGACGCUGAUUACCAGUACCGACGGACGAGCAUGACGAAGCGUAGCCUCUUGCACCGAGUCUUCAGCAUGGGAGGUUCACCGAAGGACAUCAACAUUGAAGUGCGCCGAGCUAGCAGCACCUCGAGCUAG
Molecule: messenger RNA, 669 nt
Organism: Colletotrichum phormii
Lineage: Eukaryota; Fungi; Ascomycota; Sordariomycetes; Glomerellales; Glomerellaceae
Exons: 1
Coding region: 37-669 (210 amino acids)
Source: RefSeq, a predicted model, not a curated record